Molecule: messenger RNA, 1664 nt
Organism: Physcomitrium patens
Lineage: Eukaryota; Viridiplantae; Streptophyta; Bryopsida; Funariales; Funariaceae
Product: histone acetyltransferase MCC1
Biological process (GO): N-terminal peptidyl-methionine acetylation
Cellular component (GO): Golgi membrane
Molecular function (GO): histone acetyltransferase activity; protein-N-terminal amino-acid acetyltransferase activity
Source: RefSeq, a predicted model, not a curated record
UCAGAAUGUGCGACUCGAAACUCUCUCGACGGGCUAUGGCCGCGAGGACAUGCCUCGAUGCCCGAUCAUCGCACCAAAACGGGGUCGAUAAUGUGGAGUAGCGGUGUGUAACGAAGCCCAACAGUGGCGCAUUUGAGAUACAUUCUAUGAGCUGCGCAGAUUGCAGCUGUGUCGUUGUGAGAGAAUGGUGGGAAUUAUGAGUGUGCUGUGGGGGAUUUGAGACGGACCGUCGUCGCGCACUCAGUUUCAUGGGUAGCGGGGCUGGUCAUCACGGCGUCACGGACGUUUCCUUCGUAUUAAAUUUAGAGUGCGAGGCGUUUUAGGUCACCAGUGUGUCUAGGUGCGGUGCGGUGCGUUUGGGUUUGGUUUUUCACUUUGUUGGGUACCAUAUGUUUCUACGGAAGCGCGGAAGCUCCUGGUCUGGGCUUGCGGGUGGUGGAAGUGUUGCUGCUGGCUCUGGAGUCUGGGUCUGGACUGUUGGGGAAGGCUUCUUCAUGUGGCGGUGGUGGUGAUGGUGAUAGUGGUUCUUCUGGCAUGACACUUUGAUGGAUCGUCAUGGAUGGGGCUCACCAGCAACACAAGCUUCAUCCCUUUUAUGACUUGCAUUCACAGCUGCUGCCCCAGAGCGGCAAUGGCCACAACUAUGGGCAUAAAACCGUGUCUAUGCCAGGUGCCACAUCGGGGUUUCUGCCAACUACUGUGGCACCAAGUGUGCUACCCAGAGUGCCUGUUGUAAAUCAUUGCUCUAACGUUUUAUAUCGAAAAAUACGUCCAUCAGAUCUAUCAGUAUUGCAGGAGAUGCAUGAAGCGCUAUUUCCUAUCAAAUAUGAAACUGAGUUCUUCAUUAACGUUGUUCACGGGCGAGGAAUUAUAUCAUGGGCAGCUGUGGACAGAAGUAGGUCUGACUCACACUGUGACGAAAUUAUUGGAUUUGUCACAGCGCGAGUUAUUGCCGCUUCGGAGGGCGAGGAAUUGGACAUGUUAGGUUAUGAGAUUUCCAAAACAGAGAGAUCUCUUAUCUACAUCUUGACGUUAGGUGUCAUUCAGCCGUACAGAAACUCUGGCAUUGCAUCGGCGUUGCUCUGGGAGGUGAUAGAGUAUGCGAACCAGAUGUCGUCAUGUAGAGCUCUUUAUCUGCAUGUUAUAGCUUAUAAUCGUCCUGCUAUUAUGUUCUACCAGAAGAACAUGUUUCAGUGCUUGCGCAGGCUCCACAACUUCUAUACCAUUGAAGGACAAAACCACGAUGCUUUUCUCUAUGUCUUCUAUGUGAAUGGUGGUCGCUCCCCUUGCACAGCCAUAGAUGCCCUUAAAGCAGCCUUUGCAUAUGUGAGGGGAUACUUCACGUCAAUGGUGGCUAAAUUAUUUUGAAGAAUAAGGAUGUCCAGUGGCGCUUUGCAAUAAUACAAGCUGAAAACUCAGACGUGAUUUAUUUAUGGUGUGUGCUUGCUAGUUUAGAGAGUAAUUGGUAGCAUAGUUUGUGAACGAACAUUUGCCAUUUUUUUCCUCCUUUUUCCUUCUUAUUUUCUUUCUUCAAUCUUUGCCUCAAGGAUGGACAGGAUUUGUGGAACUUUAACUACGCGUUAGUGCUGUAUUGUAUCCCAUCUUCGUUUGUGAGGGCAGGGAUAAUGAAGUAUGAAGAGAAAAGUUGCUGAUCUUAUCAAUGA